AUGUAUGUCUCAAAGGAUAUUAGGUAUCCAAGUGGAUUCCUAACCAAACAAGGUGGCAGAAUCAAGAACUGGAAGACAAGAUACUUUGUAAUCAAACAUAAUACUAUAUCAUAUUAUAAGAGUGAGAAUGAUCGAAAGUCAUGUGGAUUCUUUAUGUUAGAGGAUGUGGACAUUACUAUUAUAGAUCACAAGACAUAUACAUUUAUGAUACAUCCAGUUGGUAAACUAAAGAGGAUAAAGGCGUUCAAGUUUGAUGCUGCCGAGUCAUUACUGUCGUCCAAUCAUAAAUCCUUCAAAUUACGUGCCACCUCCAUCGAGGAGAUGAACCUCUGGAUCAAGGAGAUAAGACAGCGUAUACAAUAUACUCCUACUCACUUGGAUGAGCCAACUACCACCUCAUCAUGCGCUGGUGGACCAUGUAAUACCAAAGCUACUCCUGUUGCUGCUGCCACCAUUGUCGUGCCAGUUUCUGCGCCAAUAUCGACCGAGUAA
Acytostelium subglobosum LB1 is the source of this 492-nucleotide messenger RNA. RefSeq lists its product as hypothetical. The coding region runs from base 1 to 492 and encodes 163 amino acids. The record is from RefSeq and is a predicted model, not a curated record. NCBI's taxonomy places the organism in Eukaryota, Evosea, Eumycetozoa, Acytosteliales, Acytosteliaceae. The transcript has 2 exons.